UCAACCAAAUAAAAAUUAUCCUUAACCAAUUCUUUCUUAGCCAGUCACACAAUCAAGAGAAAACGACAAAGCCUAAAGAAGAAAAGGGCAAAAUGUCAAAAUUGAAAGUAAGAGCCUUGCUCAAAAACAAGAUAAAAACUUCGAGGACACAAAUGUAAUUAUCAUGACCUUAAUUUUCUUACACGACAUCCAUCGUGUUCUCUUCUUCCUCCUUCCUCUGUAAAUUUUCAGAAUGGCCUCAAAGCUUAAACCUUUCAUCAAUCUCCUUCGCUACACACCAAAUCGAUCACUAUCCUCAAACCCCUCUUCGCAAUCAAACUACAGGAAGCAAAUCUCACUCGCGAACCUCCUCCAACGUCACGGGUUCCCUCCCUCCUCUCUCCAACACUUCCUCUCUAAAAACACCUUCCUCUCAAACUCAGAUCUAUCCCAAACCGAAGCUUCUCUCUCCAUCUUACUAUCCUUCAAACUCCCUCAGAAACAGCUCGUCUCCUUGAUCCACGACUGCCCCAACGUCCUCCGACCAAACUUCCUGAAAAAAUGGAGAGCUCCUCUCUCUGGUCUCUCCUCAUCUUCCGCAAUCAAAAGCAUCCUCGAACACUCGAGCAGAUUCGGAAUCAACCCAGAUAAGUUUCACCAAUGCACUAAGGUACUAAAAGGUUUAGGCUUUUGCGAUAGUACUGUAAGUAAAGUUCUUGAAUCCUUCCCUAACGUUCUUGCACUCAGCGAGAUCGAAAUCCACAGAAAGGUUGAGUUUUUAGUUAAUAUAGACAUCCCUCCAAGCGACAUUGAGAGGUUCUUUCACGUUUUUCCAGAGAUCUUAGGGAUUAGUAUUGAGUCCAAGCUUAAUCCACUGCUCGAUGAGUUUAUAAGGAUUGGGUUUAGCAAAGAGGAGAUCAAGAAAGAGAUUUUCAGAGAACCCAGAGUUCUUGGUUUGGAGCUGGGAGAGCUUUCGAGAUGUUUGGAGUUGAUCAAGACCUUGAAAUGCCGUGAAGUGAUCAAAGAUGAGAUUAUUGAGAAAGGGUUGUUUCGUGCCGGGUUUGAAGUGAAGGUUAGAGUUGAUUGUUUAUGCAGACACGGGCUGAUUCGGAGAGAGGCCUUCAAGGUUGUGUGGAAAGAGCCGAGGGUGGUUUUGUAUGAGGUGGAUGAGGUUGAGAAGAAGGUUGAGUUUUUGACUAACAGGAUGGGGUUUCAUGUUAGCUGUUUAGCUGAUGUGCCGGAGUUUCUAGGGGUGAAUUUUCGGAAGCAGAUUGUGCCAAGGUACGAUGUGGUUGAGUACUUGAGGCUUAGAGGCGGGCUUGGGUGUGAUGUUGGGUUGAAAGGUUUGGUUAAACCGAGUAUGAAGAGAUUCUAUAACUUGUAUGUGAAACCUUAUCCGGAGUGUGAGAGAAUCUUUGGGAAGAGGAGGGAGGAUGCAAGGGUGAGGAAGCAGCGACAUCCUGCUGGGCUUUGGAAGCUUAUGAAGCCGUCUUGUCAUGUAACAACGGAGGAAGAUGUGCUGAACAUGAAGUCUUUUGUAGAGUCGCUUGCUUAGUUAGAUGCUAUCUUGCACUGCUUGAAAACGGAUACUAGAUUGACACAUAACGGUGGAUUCUCGCUCCCUGAUUUUGUUUACGACGAGCUGCUCUGAGUCGAUAUGUGUUUUCUGGAAACUCUCCUUUUGAGUUAAUGGCUUUGAUUACUCAGAGGACAAUGCAUCACCCUUGAAAAACACGAUUUGUAGUCACCGUAUGCAUCUACCAACGGCCCAUUGCCUUUUGUUUCAA
Brassica napus (rape) is the source of this 1766-nucleotide messenger RNA. Its product is annotated as transcription termination factor MTERF15, mitochondrial. The transcript has a single exon. Gene Ontology annotation, molecular function: double-stranded DNA binding. Bases 233 to 1534 code for a protein of 433 amino acids. The record is from RefSeq and is a predicted model, not a curated record. Gene Ontology annotation, biological process: regulation of DNA-templated transcription. Lineage: Eukaryota; Viridiplantae; Streptophyta; Magnoliopsida; Brassicales; Brassicaceae.